GUGUCGGUGCCGCUGGAGCGGAGAGUCUGUGCCUCGGGCUCGGCGGCGGCAGGCUGUAGGAUCCAGCUAUGUCCUUCAUAUUUAACUGGAUAUACAGUGGCUUCAGUAGUGUGUUACAGUUCUUAGGGCUGUACAAGAAGUCUGGCAAGCUGGUGUUCCUUGGCCUGGACAAUGCUGGCAAAACCACCCUGCUGCACAUGCUCAAGGAUGACAGACUGGGACAGCACGUGCCCACCUUGCACCCCACCUCAGAAGAGCUGACAAUUGCUGGCAUGACUUUCACUACCUUUGAUCUGGGUGGACAUGCUCAAGCUCGCAGAGUGUGGAAGAACUACCUGCCUGCAAUCAAUGGCAUCGUGUUCUUGGUGGACUGUGCAGAUCAUGAAAGGUUGCUUGAGUCAAAAGAAGAACUUGAUUCACUAAUGACAGAUGAGACCAUUGCUAAUGUGCCUAUCCUGAUUCUGGGAAACAAGAUCGACAGGCCUGAGGCCAUCAGCGAGGAGAGGCUACGGGAGACCUUUGGGCUGUACGGCCAGACCACAGGGAAGGGCAGCGUCCCCCUGAAGGAGCUGAACGCCAGGCCGCUGGAGGUGUUCAUGUGCAGCGUGCUCAAGAGGCAAGGCUACGGAGAGGGCUUCCGCUGGCUGGCGCAGUACAUCGAUUAACGCCAGCCCCCUCAGGACCACCUGUGCCCUCUCUGAACCUUCAGCCUGCUCCUGACCUGGUCACUCAGUGUGUGUUCCUUGGAUUCAUUUGACUGGUUAGUUGCAUAAACCCAAAUCGAUUAGAGCCACCCACUUGUAGCUAACGCUAUCGCCCACGCUAGGUGCGAGCCUGAGGACUGACAGCAACUGCAGUCUGUGAGCUUGCCACAGCCUGGGAGCUUCCUGCUCCCUUGCAGCCUUCUUUUGCAGCUCUGGCUUUAACCAGUCUCUGGCACCGCUUUGGGUCAGAGCAACUUUCCAGUACAGUAUGUUUUGAAUGCACUUUUUAACAGCUUACAAACAUGGGGGGGAAGAAAAGGCAAA
Molecule: messenger RNA, 1028 nt
Organism: Dryobates pubescens (Downy woodpecker)
Lineage: Eukaryota; Metazoa; Chordata; Aves; Piciformes; Picidae
Gene: SAR1B
Product: secretion associated Ras related GTPase 1B
Exons: 7
Coding region: 69-665 (198 amino acids)
Biological process (GO): membrane organization; intracellular protein transport; endoplasmic reticulum to Golgi vesicle-mediated transport
Cellular component (GO): endoplasmic reticulum exit site; COPII vesicle coat
Molecular function (GO): GTPase activity; GTP binding
Source: RefSeq, a predicted model, not a curated record